AUGGGUUUUAAACAGCUAAGGGCUUUUAAUCUAGCUAUGCUGGGAAAACUGGCAUGGCGUUUUUUGACGGACCCAGGAACGCUCGCAGCUAAAAUCUAUAAGGCAAGGUAUUAUCCCACAACCAGUUUUACAGAUGCAACUAUUGGCAAUUGCCCAAGUUACUGUUGGGGAAGUAUAAUGGCAGCCCAUGCAAUGGUAGUCUCAGGGGUGCGAAGGAGGAUUGGGAAUGGACAGACAACUUUAAUAUGGGGGCAUCCGUGGUUACGAGAUAAUCCUAGCCCAUUGAUUCAAACAGAAAUGCCAGAACAAUUGAGGGAGGCACGGGUUGCAGGAUUAAUUGAUUUACAGACUCAUACCUGGGAUCCACAUAUUUUAUCUGACUUGUUUAUUCCUGAGGAUGUGGAGCGAAUAAAUAUGAUCCCUAUUAGUCCUGAUUACGAAGACUCAUGGUAUUGGAUGAGUGACCCAAAGGGGACAUAUACAGUCAAGAAUGCCUAUAGGCGUAUUGUGGCCUCUUUUACAACAUGGUUAAAAGGGGCUAUGGCGGUCUUGACGGAGAAGCAGACCCGGUUGAUGGUAGCAAUAUUAUAUUAUAUCUGGAGAGCCCGGAAUUCAGCUGUCUGA
Messenger RNA from Ipomoea nil (Japanese morning glory), 624 nucleotides. RefSeq lists its product as uncharacterized. The transcript has 2 exons. The record is from RefSeq and is a predicted model, not a curated record. The coding region runs from base 1 to 624 and encodes 207 amino acids. NCBI's taxonomy places the organism in Eukaryota, Viridiplantae, Streptophyta, Magnoliopsida, Solanales, Convolvulaceae.